GGCAGAGAGGCGCUGAUCCGAGCGGAAAAUUACCCGAAUCACAGGAAUGGGUGUCAGCGCUGCCGCUGGGCGACCCGGGGGGACACACUGAUGAAGGGGACCGAGACUGGCAUCGGACGGCGAAGCAGCCGGAGCAUGCACGGCGAUUCUGAGUUUCUGGCAGCCCUCCAGCCCUGAGCCUGCUCCGCUGUGUUAAUACCGCAGCUGCCCGGAAUGCACUUUGCCCAGAGCCUUCGGAGAGCCGAUUAGCGGGACCGCUGUCACAGAGGAUAAGAAACGCCAAUACAAUUGCGGAAUACCCCAGCGAAACGAGGUUGGAGGAUUAGACGUUUUCCGAAAGCAGACCCGUCCAUCCCAGUAAGAUGUCUCUCCACAUUCAGGUGGAAUUCAAAGCUUUUCCCACCCUGAAUAAUGGAUGAUGCCUCAAGCUUUUACUGAAGCAACAGAGUGACCAGUGUGGGCUGGACUUACAUGAAGUCCAGGGACCCUCUUUUCUCCUGCGAGGGGCUGCCCUGUCAUCAUCUACUGCUGCCGAUUUUUUCCUUUGCAGUUUCCCAGCUGUGCUCCCUAGGGUGAUGGGAAGUGGACAGGAUUGCAGAGCAAUCCGAACAAUUUCCUGUCCCUCAGCCGGAAAGCUGCUGGACUGCAACAGGCAUUGCAGGAUACCUGACCAGCAAUAAAAACCUGCAGACAGGCACACCUGUUACCUCUUUCUCCUCCUUCCUAUUUGGUGCUUAAGUUUGCCAGAUUGACCAGAUUGCGGUUUGUGUCCGGAGUUUCCUUGCUGUCCGGGACCAGGCGGAGGCAGUUGGAAGGAGAGGGGCAGCAGGCGGCCAUGAGGGACUCUGUGUUUAAAUGCUGUUUUGUCCCUCCCCCUCCCGCCCCAGGAGAGGAAGAGCCGGCCGCGGACAUGGCGGGUCCCGGCGCCAAGCGCUUCCUGAUCUUCUUCGACUUCGACGAGACCAUCGUGGACGAGAACAGCGACGACGUGGUGGUGCGGGCCGCCCCAGGGCAGGCGCUGCCGGGCUGGCUGCGCGAGACGUACCGCGAAGGCCACUACAACGAGUACAUGCAGCGGGUGCUGGCCUACAUGGGCGAGCAGGGCGUGCGCGAGGAGGCCAUCCGCGCCGUCAUCGAGAAGAUUCCCGCCUCCCCCGGCAUCCCGGCCGUCUUCCAGUUCCUCAGGUCCAACCAGGACCUCUUUGAGAUGGUCCUGGUGUCCGACGCCAACGUCUACUUCAUCGAGACCUGGCUGCGGGCGGCCGGCGCCCACCAGCUCUUCCGCCUGAUCAUCAGCAACCCAGCCAGCUUCGACGCCCGGGGCCACCUGGUCCUGCAGCCCUACCACUCCCACUCCUGCCCCCGCUGCCCCGCCAACAUGUGCAAGCGCAAGAUCGUGCGCGAGUACCUGGCGCGGCGGGCGGAGGAGCGCGGCGGCCGGCCCUUCGAGAGGGUCUUCUACGUGGGCGACGGAGCCAACGACUUCUGCCCCUCGGCGGUGCUGGGCAAGGGCGACACGGCCUUCCCCCGCCGGGACUACCCCAUGCACCGGCUCAUCUGCGAGACGCAGCGCAACCAGCCGGGCGUCUUCCAGGCCGCCGCGGUGCCCUGGCAGAGCGGGGAGGGCAUCACCGCCUGCCUGAAGAAGCUGCUGGGCAGGUGAAAGCGGGCGUGGGGGGGGGCUGCUCUCGCCAGGCCCCGGCUCAAGGAAAACCAAGCACUUUAGGAUCAAUGGCGGCGUUUUUAUAAAAGCAUUUUGGACCAAAGUGUUCCUGAUUUUAUCAACCCAGGAAAAAAAAGUCUGUUACUAAUUAAAACAAGAAAAAACACGUUCUUAUGCAAGUUCUGUUUUUGCAUUGUGAUGUAACCAUGAUAUGUUUGCUUUUAAUUUUUUCCAGCCCCCCCCAAACCUCUGACAGUGAUAGAGCUCUUAACCGCAUAUUUUGUUAAUUGGGUGUGAAAGGCCCUGGAGCAGGCUGUCAAACAGCAAUGUUAAUAAAAGAGACUCAAAA
Messenger RNA from Lepisosteus oculatus (spotted gar), 2012 nucleotides. Lineage: Eukaryota; Metazoa; Chordata; Actinopteri; Semionotiformes; Lepisosteidae. The record is from RefSeq and is a predicted model, not a curated record.